Messenger RNA from Podospora pseudopauciseta, 3130 nucleotides. RefSeq lists its product as uncharacterized. Bases 164 to 3001 code for a protein of 945 amino acids. The record is from RefSeq and is a predicted model, not a curated record. Lineage: Eukaryota; Fungi; Ascomycota; Sordariomycetes; Sordariales; Podosporaceae. The transcript has 3 exons.
UACACUUAACUGUCAAGACAUCAUGCCAAUCUGACAUUUGCAUUUCAUAUUGAAUUUCAGGUGGACUUACACAUUCAUAGUCGCUCCUUUGACCAGUUUCACACUGAUUCGACAUUUUUCAGUUCACUCAAUGGGUGAUCUCGGGCGAUAACACCUGGUCAUCAUGUCGAGCCAGUUGGCGUCCUUGUGCGCCGUUACCUCCUUCCUUUGGCUCAUCAACAGCGUGGAGGAUCAUCAAAUCAUCGAACAACCCCGCCUCUCAUCAACCCUCAUCCUCCUCAUCGCCUCCCUCACCUCCUACGCCACAAGCCACUUCUCCGGCUGGCUCCCAGGGGCCAACGGCCGCUUCGAUGAUGAACUCGGCCUCUCCUCCACCGGCAACAAAACCAGGCCAAUAUCCCAACGAAACUUCCCCAAGAAACCACGACGGUACUUUGCCCUCAUCCUGAUCGUCUGCAUUAUCCUCCGACUGGAAUCCUUCCACCGAGUCACCGCCGACUUGCAAUGUUCCAAGCCCGGGCUGGAAGCCUUUCUUCCGGUUCUCAUUCUUGCUUAUCAGCUGUACUCUUCUCCUCGCCGACCACGCACCUUUGACGAGGAAAGAGAUGACUUCACAAGGACAAUGUAUGAGGCCAUUCCCGAUUUUUUGGCGAGGUCGUUGUACAUCCUUGUUCCUUCUACGCUCUUGAUUUCGUUUGGAGCGUACUUGGCUUUGAUCUCGGAGCCUAGGUCGACGCUGUUUUGCUCGCCACAGCACGACUGGGCGAGGUUUGUGGUUCUGGUUCAGUGGGCGGGGGUUGUUCUUGAUGCGGCGAUAGUUAUUAUUGCCUGGAGAAUUCUGGCCUGGGCUAGAACCACCAAGUCGAGAUUGAGGACGUUGGCGGGAAUCUUGCUCGUGUCUGGCCUAGGAGCUGGCAUUUUUUGGGGGUUGAGUGGCGAUGGAGUUGGGAGUGAUACUCUGUUUUGGUUCGAUGUCGUUAUUGAUGGGUUGACGCUUGCAACCUUGCUGGUAUCCAGCAGUCUUCUUGCACCCGAGGGCGGGGCUGUGCUAGGUUUCGCCGGAGUUGUCACCUUCAUCACUGGGUUUCUCAUAUCAGUCCAGCGGGUCUGGACAUUAGGGAGCUGGGAAAAUGUUUCUGGCUGGCAAACAUGGGGAGCGGUGGUGGGCAUGUCAGCUGGGUUCACGUUUUUUCUGCACGCGACUGAUAUCAAAAAGGUGAUGUUCAUUCACAGGGCGUUUGUUAUCAUGGCUUUGAUGGCCGUGGUGAUCGCCGUGAGCAUCUUCACCCCCAUCAAGAUGAGCAAGGGCAUGGAUAGCCAUCCUUUGGGCAAGCUCAUCUACGAUUCAAGAGUGGAGUCGGACAGGUGGUUGAUUCACGCAAGUUACAGCGAUUCAUUGCCAUCGGCGGUACGGGAGUAUGGGGAAAGACAUUAUGGGAGAGAUCCGCCAAAGGGGUUCGACAGGUGGUGGGAGUUUGCAAAGCAAAAGAAGUCCCCAAUCAUCGACCACUUCAAGCAGAUGGGUGACGAUAUCCUACCUUUUUGGGGGGUGCCACCGGCGAAGCUGAGAGAAGACACAAGAAAAGCAGCCAAAGAGAUUGAUAUGGCGCUGCUUCAAAUACAGAACGGGACGGCGAGGCACAACCUCCCUACCGAGAAUCCAUAUCAAACCAUCAUGGAUGAGCUGGUCGACUUGAUCAAAGAUUUCGUGGAACACUUACCAGACCUCGAGAUGGCAAUCAAUCUCAACGAGCGGCCGAGGGUACUGGCACCUUGGGAUCAGAUUCAACGGCUAGCCACUGCUGGGAUGAAGAGAAAGAAGGCCUCGAGCCUAUUGCCAGGCGGCAGCUCGGGAAGCAGUGAAUACGGAAAGAAAGACAUGCCCAAGCCCAGGCUGACCGAGGCUGUUGAUAAGGACGAGCUGCUCAAGAACGCCAUGUCACCGAAAGCCCUUCGAGAAUUGACAUCCUUAAGCUGUCCCACUGGUACCAAGGUCAAAUCAGGAGUUCACUGGGACAUCCGCGAUUUCUGCUCCUCCUGCGCCAAACCCCAAUCCAACGGCCAAUUCCUUACCAAUUUUGGCCUCUCCCUCGAACUCUGUCACCAAUCCGACCUCAUGAGACUACACAGCUUCUACAUGACUCCCGCCGAAGUCCCCCCCACCACCUCUCUCCUCCCCAUCUUCAGUCGGUCCAAAACAGACAACUACGCCGACAUCCUCCUCCCCUUAUCACACCCUCCUCAAACCACCCCCCUUACACCCCCCAAGACCCCCCAACCCUGGUCCAAAAACCACCAGAAACUGUAUUAUCGCGGCUCCAUCUCCCGCCCCUAUUCCGACAAACCCCUCCUCCGCGGCGGCCAAGAGGAACGCCUAGUCCACCUCACCAACCUCCCCCCUUCCUCCUCUUCCACCACCACCACCCGCCUCAUCCUCCCCAACCAAUCCCGCUCCCGCGCCCACUAUCGCUCCGUCUCCACCCCCUACCUCAACACCCUCCUCCCCUUCGACACAGCCUUCACCUCCUACUCCCCCUGCCAACAAACCCCCUCAUCCUGCCCCCUCGACUUCCACCACCUCACCUCCUCUUCUUCCCCCGAUCCCUUUUCUAGUCAAUACAUCCUCACCCUCGACUCCUCCACCUCCCCAUCCCCAUUAUUCCUCCCCACCCUCUCCUCCCCCUCCAACGUCCCCUUUUUGUCGACAAUCUUCAAGGAGUGGUACACGGACCGUGUCCUGCCCUGGGUUCACUUCGUCCCGGUAGACAUCCGCUUUCACGGCCUGCACUCCACGCUCGCGUAUUUCACCGGGAUUCAAGGCCAGACUAAAGAGCAUGGGUCGACAGACGGGAAGUGGAUCGCCGAGCAGGGUGCUAAAUGGGCUGCUAGGGCGUUGCGACGGGAGGACAGGCAGGUGUAUCUGUUUAGGUUGCUGCUCGAAUGGGGAAGGUUGGUAGAUGAUGGACGGGAUGAGGGGGGAUUCAAGAUUUCGUCGUCGUAAGGGUUAGAUUAGCGGACGGUAUGGUAUAUACACAGGUACAACGUUGUAAAUAGACAGAUCACAAAAAAAAAAAAAAGCCUGUAUAGAAAAAAAGUCUUCUAUUCUGAAUCAAAUUCACCCUCUUCUCCU